Ostreococcus tauri is the source of this 1524-nucleotide messenger RNA. RefSeq names its product Peptidase A22B, signal peptide peptidase. Gene Ontology annotation, biological process: membrane protein proteolysis. The record is from RefSeq and is a predicted model, not a curated record. Bases 1 to 1524 code for a protein of 507 amino acids. Gene Ontology annotation, molecular function: aspartic endopeptidase activity, intramembrane cleaving. Gene Ontology annotation, cellular component: membrane; cytoplasmic side of endoplasmic reticulum membrane; lumenal side of endoplasmic reticulum membrane. The transcript has a single exon. NCBI's taxonomy places the organism in Eukaryota, Viridiplantae, Chlorophyta, Mamiellophyceae, Mamiellales, Bathycoccaceae.
AUGUUAUCGACGACGAGGCCCACCUCGAGCGCGCGCCCGUCGACAUACGCGACGAGACGCGCGCGCGCGACGUCCCGACGCGUCGAGCGCGCGCGGACGACGUCGUCGUGCCGAACGACCGUGCAUCGAACGCCCGUCGAGCGCGCACACGUCGCGACGCGAGCGAGCGCGCGGACGACGGACCCCGCCGCGCCCGCGCUCGAUCGAGCGUACGCGUGGGACGGCGUCGAUGUGUUCCUGAGCUACGGCGCGCUCGCGUGCACGCUGGCGUUCGGGCCGAGCGCGCUGGAGAGUCAAAGGUUGGGAUACGCGCCGUAUUUCUGCGCGUUGGCGACGCUGUCGAUCUACAUCGGAUCGCAUCGAGCGCUGACGAGAGAUUUUAGGGAGACGAUUAGUUUUGAAAGCUCGCUCGCGGCACCUGUCGCGCUGUCGUGCUCUUUGUUCGCGGUGUACUUUGCGUUGGAGGUUUUACACUUGGAUUUGGGCGCCGUCGUCGGGACGUACUUCUUCGUCCUGGGGGCGAUCUCGGUGGGUGGGAACAGUGCCGAGGUUUUCGGUGCGUGCGGGGGAUGGUGGAAACAAGGGUUCGUUCGCGUUCCCGUUCCGGAUGGGUUCGCCAUGGAUAAGGAAACCGGCGAAGCGGUGCGAGAGUUUGACGCGACGCCGGCGCAGGUCUUGGGUGCGGUUAUAGGUUUUGCGCUCGCCUUGGCGGACGUCCGAGCUGGGCACCAAGAUUUUACGCUGAAUAAUCUCAUCGCAGUGUGCAUCGUGAGCGAUUUUCUUAGCGUCAUUGGCUUCGGAAGCUUCAAGGCGUGCGCCACCGCGUUGGCGGGCUUGCUCUGCUACGACGCUUUUUGGGUCUUCAAGAGCGAGGACGUCAUCGGAAAGAACGUGAUGAUGACCGUGGCGACGAAUCAAUCGUUCAACGGUCCUUUCAAGCUGUUGUUCCCACGGUUCGAGGACGUUUUGAAUCCACUGCCGAUCGACGCCUACCCGUUUAGUUUAUUGGGACUCGGAGACAUCGCGAUACCCGGGCUUCUGUGUGCGCUCAUGCUGCGAUACGACGCCUCGCGCGCGGUGGAUUUGCGUGCUCGAGCAAACGCGGCGGCGUCGGCGUUCAUGGACAUCUUUGAGACGGAAGAGGCUGAGGUGGCGUCGACGCCGAACCGCUUUGACGGCGACAAGGAUAGUGAGUUCGAAAGCGAUGGCUACCGCUCUGGUAUCGGCAAACGCGCCGGUGAUGCCGCGUUUUUCGCUUACGACGACGAUUUAAAAUCGAACGACGACGCAUCCAUCGCGAUUCCGUCGUCGCUGAGCGGACGCGCAUUCUUUUCCGCCUCGCUCUCCGCCUACCUCAUCGGCUUACUUGUCGCCGUGAGCGCGAACAUUCUCACGGGCGAGGGCCAACCGGCGUUAGUUUAUCUCGUUCCCAUCGUCCUGGGCGUCGUCGCGUACACCGCGAACGCCCGUGGGGAGUCCGAGCGCGUGUUCGAAUUCGUGGACGAGCGAAAGGACGUCUUGUAA